AUGUCUGAAAUAUUCACUGCAAUCUCAGAGUUGGGGUAUGCAUCACCAGGAACAGCACUGCAAGUACGCAUUCUCCGUACAUGGACGCCACAAGUCCGAGGUCAUGAAACCUGGUUUUUAGUGGUCGACAAAUAUUCUGCUCUUGCUCUUUCUAAAUGCUAUACACUGACUAAAUAUGGAUGUGGAGAACCAUACGUGUACCAGAAAUGGUUACACAAUCCAAUAUACAUCGGUGUUGGCACUGCGUCCUCUAUUACCUCUAUCCCAAACACAGUUACUAUUCCAACACACUGGUUUAACUUCAUACCAAAAAGCCAAAUACCAGAUUAUAUCAACCAUUACCCAGAUUUCUUAGGAGUUUUCGAUAAACUGGUGGCCUGCACUAAGAAAAACGAUGAACCUUACCUACUCUUCAUUCUAAGGAAUGAAUUUGGUGAAGAUAUUGCGAUAAGCUUGUGGAAAGAAUGCACUGACGCACCUUCAAAAUUUAAUCGGAACGCAAUUGAGAAUGCACCUGCUCCCACUGUCAUUGUUGUCACAAACGUCCGAAUCAUGGAUUAUGGUGGUUCAUUAAGGUUAGGAACUAGUAGUGCAACCAACAUAUACGUAACUCCACCUAUCGAAGAAACAUAUACACUUCUGGAUAGCUACAUGAAAAAUGUUGCUUCAACACCUUUGUUUGGACUUCCAAUGCCAAUUAAACAGAUAAAUGAGAAAAAAAAACAUUCAAAUCUCUUGGAAGUAGCAGAUCUUAUUGAAGCAGCUCAGAUGAAAUUACAAGAAGGCUUCAUCAUGGAUGAAACCUCUCACACCAGUCUCUUGACAGAUACUGACAACCCCAUCUCCAGAAUCCUGAAAACAAUCCUGCAAAAUGCCAAAGAGGAGGACCAGUCCAUGGAAGACAACAUCUCCUUCAUGCUCAUAUCAAUUCAUAAAUGA
Lactuca saligna is the source of this 939-nucleotide messenger RNA. NCBI's taxonomy places the organism in Eukaryota, Viridiplantae, Streptophyta, Magnoliopsida, Asterales, Asteraceae. The record is from the annotation of a GenBank genome assembly.